CUCUUUCCUUUCAACAUGACAGAUGCCACUGUGUCCUUCGCCAAGGACUUCCUGGCAGGUGGAGUGGCCGCAGCCAUCUCCAAGACGGCGGUAGUGCCCAUCGAGCAGGUCAAGCUGCUGCUGCAGGUACGGCAUGCCAGCAAGCAGAUCACCGCAGAUAAGCAAUACAAGGGCAUUAUAGACUUCGUGGUCCGUAUUCCCAUGGAGCAGGGAGUCUCGUCCUUCUGGCGCGGUAACCUGGCCAAUGUCAUCAGAUACUUCCCCACCCAGGCUAUUAACUUCGCCUUCAAAGAUAAAUUCAAGCAGAUCUUCCUGGGUGGUGUGGGCAAGAGGACCCAAUUUUGGCGCUUCUUUGCAGGGAAUCUGGCAUCAGGCGGUGCUGCUGGGGCCACAUCCUUGUGUUUUGUGUGCCCUCUUGAUUUUGCCCGUACCCGUCUAGCAGCAGAUGUGGGUAAAGCUGGAGCCGAAAGGGAAUUCCGAGGCGUCGGCGACUGCCUGGUUAAGAUCUACAAAUCUGAUGGGAUUCAGGGUCUGUACCAAGGCUUUAACGUGUCUGUGCAGGGUAUUAUCAUCUACCAAACUGCCUACUUCGGUAUCUAUGACACUGCAAAGGGAAUGCUUCCGGAUCCCAGGAACACUCACAUCGUUAUCAGCUGGAUGAUCGCACAGACUGUCACUGCUGUUGCCGGGUUGACUUCCUAUCCAUUUGACACUGUUCGCUGCCGCAUGAUGAUGCAGUCGGGGCGCAAAGGAACUGACAUCAUGUACACAGGCGCACUUGACUGCUGGAGGAAGAUUGCUCGUGAUGAAGGAGGCAAAGCUUUCUUCAAGGGUGCAUGGUCCAAUGUUCUCAGAGGCAUGGGUGGUGCUUUUGUACUUGUCUUGUAUGAUGAAAUCAAGAAAUACACAUAAGUUAUUUCCUGGGAAUUUUCCCCCUGUGAACAGGCAAGUUGUAUUAUACAACGUAUCUUGAG
This is a messenger RNA of Saimiri boliviensis boliviensis (Bolivian squirrel monkey), 974 nucleotides long. The record is from RefSeq and is a predicted model, not a curated record. Lineage: Eukaryota; Metazoa; Chordata; Mammalia; Primates; Cebidae.